Sporisorium graminicola is the source of this 1857-nucleotide messenger RNA. RefSeq lists its product as uncharacterized. Bases 1 to 1857 code for a protein of 618 amino acids. The record is from RefSeq and is a predicted model, not a curated record. Gene Ontology annotation, biological process: positive regulation of transcription by RNA polymerase II; meiotic cell cycle. Gene Ontology annotation, cellular component: nuclear chromosome. The transcript is spliced from 4 exons. Gene Ontology annotation, molecular function: DNA binding; DNA-binding transcription factor activity. Lineage: Eukaryota; Fungi; Basidiomycota; Ustilaginomycetes; Ustilaginales; Ustilaginaceae.
AUGAGCUGCCUUCGGUCCACUUCCAACGGUGUGGAUAAUGCAGACACCCCCAUCCGCCCUUCAACGAGCCGCGCUUUUCUCGGCGCGCCUUCAAAAACGGACGGAUCUUCGGACAGACUGCGCCUUUUCUGCGCUGAUCUGAUCAAGAACGAGGGCGGAGGAUACCCUGGCGUGGCCACCGCCUCGCGUCUGCCCUCAUCCCACCUCGCCACGCCUGAAAAUGCGCUGGGACUCCUCUUGGAGCCUAAUCCCUUCCCAUCUGAGCUUCUGCAUCUCGAUCUCGGCACAGCCACUCAUGGUGUCCCGUCGCCACGCAGCGAAGCCGACUUCUUCUUGGGUCAAGGUGGCGACGGUCUCAGCUUUCUCGGUGCCAACACGAGGAAACCGUCUCGAAUGCUCACUCGGUCCCCCGCAAACAUUUCCCAUGCUUCAUCGCAGUUGCCGUCGCCCUCGACGCACAGCGACGACUCGCUGACCUUGCUUCCCCUCGCUCAUCGCCUCGACCUCAACAAGAGCCGCAUCGAUUCGUCCCUCGACCUCCCGGCGCUUCGACUUCAUGAAUUAUCGCCUCCAUUUGCUGGCCCGCCAUCUGCGUCCGAACCAGUGGUAAAGCUCAAGGACGACAGCUUCAUCUACAAGAUGCCAAUCCUCCGUUCCAUGUCGCCUCUUGCCGAUAUGAGCAGCGACAGUGAGGACCAGGACUCGGACGAACCCCUCAUCGGAUCCUCAGUAUUGCCCGACUCCUCUGCUCUGAGUGGAAGCACGUCCAAGGUGGAGCUUGGACGACCAGAUUUGCCACUUCCACAAGAGGGUCGCACCGGCGAGAUUUUUGUGACUCCGAAAACGAUCCUCCCUCUCGCACUCCGGCGAGGUUGCGGCAACAACACAGAGAAACUCCUUUGCAAGCUCAAAUCGACUUCACACCAGUGCUUCAGCGUUGUUGACGGAAAAUGGGCUUGUUACCGUCGUAACUACCUAAGGGUGGAUGUCUCGUUUCACUUUGAAGAUGAGAAAGGCCGACGCCGUGACGAGGUGCAUGGCGAUUUGAUUUGUGAAGCUGAUGGCCGUGCUCCGUUUGUGGUCGAGCGCUUUGCAGUUCACAUGACUGCUCAUGUCGUUCACCACGACGGCAGGCUCCAAAAGGGUCGUCAGGGACUUGUGCCGCUGAUCCAGUUCGGCCCAGCUAGGGAGCGGGGCCCUCGUGAGGCGGUUCAGCCUGUCGAGCUGCGCAGCGGUGGCACCCUCGGCAACGAUGCCUCGGCCAACGAGCAGACGGCGGCGAGGUCGGGCACCAUUGCUGCCUUUCGCAGGGUGCAGAUCCGCUCAGCUACGAUGAACAACGGCCAACGUGGGGCAGCGAGCCAGCAGUUCUAUGCACUCAAGUUGACGUUGCUGGCGUACCCGAGGCAGGGUCCACUGACGCUUGGCGGAGGUGUUGAGGUGGCGAGCUUGGUCAGCCAUCCGAUCACGGUCAGAGGACGCUCCAAGGUUCACUAUGCACAUGUGGCGCCAGCUGCAGGAAACGCGAAGCAGCAUGAUGCUGCUGCUGCUACCAGUACCGUAUCUCGCAGAGCAUCCGUAACUCCUGCGGCGAGCAAGGUGCCAGUGGCCACCGCUUCGUCUCGCUCCACUCCGAGACGCGAAAGCUAUGCACGCAGCGGCAGCGGCACAAUGUCUCCUGAUCAGCGGCGUAGCGGCCGCCGACUUGUUGCCGGUGCUGUGCGUGCCACCUCGCACGAGGCUGCCGAUUCGAUGCAGGACGGCGACGACGAACUGGAAGAAGGCGAGUUGUCUGGUUCGAGCGUAAGAUCGCAGCGACCCAUCGACAGGGUGAUGGACAUUCGCAGCAUCAUCUGA